AUGAGACACAGAAAGAUUCUAUUUGUGUUCAUUUUUCUGGUAGCUACGAUGUGUCUUCUGAUGAUAUCCUUAAUACAGACUGAUUCCAAGCUCAGACUUUCCCCCACAAAUAAGUGUGUUGUGAUUGUCGAUCGCGAAGACAUUGUGUAUCCGUGCUAUGGUAAUCGGUUUGGAAAACACUGUCUUGUUGCACUGGAUUGGGGAGAAAUGUGCCCUGAGUUGUACACAGAAUUGGGAGGAAAAUGUAACUUGAUCAACGGUACAAUUCAAUGUCCUGAUAUUCGAAACCACGCAAAAUUUCGCAACCGACAGGCGCAACUCGUCAUGACCAGAAUGCUACGUAUUUUUGAUCUCAUAGCGCAGAAACAUAACAUUGACUACUGGAUAUUUGGCGGUACUUUACUUGGUGCUGCAAGACAUCAUGGAUUUAUUCCGUGGGACUACGACAUAGAUAUUGAAAUGCCUUUGGAAGAAUAUGUGAAAUUUUUCCAAGUCGCAGCAAAGGAUUUGCCGCCAGAUAUUUUCUUUCAGAACUCUAUAAGUGAUCCAGCGUUGAAUCCGGAUGACCCAAGCGGUUACCACAAGCAUGAAAUAGUUGGUAUCUACCAAGCAACUUGGAACCCAAGAUUACGAGAUAGAUAUAGUUGCUAUAAAUUCUGUAUGUCUUACGGAUGUACUUGGCAUGAUGGGCUCAUGAUUGACAUGUUCGUGUCGCCUCACAUGAACAGAUCUGCCGUCCCGCGUAGACGAAUAAGUUUCGAAGGUUUCACCUUUCCUGUGCAAAAUGACUGGGAGGAAUAUUUAAUAGAAAAUUUUGGCGAGAAUUACUUUGAGGUUCCAAUCGAUCAAGAACCGAAAGAAAGCCCAGACGUGUUCCAUGGAUGCGAGGAACUCAAAGGAAGUUCUUAG
Messenger RNA from Pocillopora meandrina, 909 nucleotides. Lineage: Eukaryota; Metazoa; Cnidaria; Anthozoa; Scleractinia; Pocilloporidae. The record is from the annotation of a GenBank genome assembly.